This is a messenger RNA of Syngnathus typhle (broad-nosed pipefish), 1553 nucleotides long. RefSeq names its product neuropeptide FF receptor 2-like. Gene Ontology annotation, molecular function: peptide binding; neuropeptide receptor activity; opioid receptor binding. NCBI's taxonomy places the organism in Eukaryota, Metazoa, Chordata, Actinopteri, Syngnathiformes, Syngnathidae. Gene Ontology annotation, biological process: regulation of cAMP-dependent protein kinase activity; regulation of adenylate cyclase activity; G protein-coupled receptor signaling pathway. The record is from RefSeq and is a predicted model, not a curated record. The transcript is spliced from 3 exons. Gene Ontology annotation, cellular component: membrane. Bases 176 to 1384 code for a protein of 402 amino acids.
CUGAAACGGACUGACGGGUAAUUUCGAUUGAUUAUUUAUUAUUAUUAUUUUUUAAUAUUUCUAUUUAUUAUUCUUUAUUUUUUAUAUUCAUUAUUAUUCAAUGCUCUCUUUGUCACUUGUCAUGACAUCGCUCAUUCAUUUUAGUCUUUGUUUUUUUUGUUUUUAGGAAAAGAACAUGAAGCAGAACAUCAGCAGGAACUCCUCAUGGGGUCCGUGGCGUGGCCGCCGGGACAACGUGACUUACGUGGACUUCUACCUCCACCGGGCGUCGGUGGCGGCCGUGUUCGCCGCAUCCUACCUGCUGAUCUUCCUGCUGUGCAUGUUGGGAAACGCCCUGGUUUGUUUCAUGGUGCUUCGGCGCAGGAGCAUGCGAACCGUCACCAACUUGUUCAUCCUCAACUUGGCUGUCAGUGAUUUGCUGGUGGGCAUCUUCUGCAUGCCCACCACGCUGGUGGACAACAUCAUUACAGGAUGGCCUUUUGGGAACUUCAUGUGCAAAGUAAGCGGCACGGUCCAGGGAAUCUCCGUGUCGGCGUCCGUCUUCACGCUGGUGGCCAUCGCCGUCGACCGGUUCCGCUGCAUCGUUUACCCUUUCAAGCAGAAACUGACCAUCGCCACGUCCAAGCUGAUCAUCACCGUCAUCUGGGUGCUGGCGGCAACCAUCUCGUGCCCGUCGGGCCUUAUGCUGCACGUGGUCCACGAGCCCAGCGUGCGUAUCGUCCUGCGGCAACGCCAGGACAGCCGCCCCUUCUACUGGUGCCGCGAGAACUGGCCCAGUCCGGACAUGCGCAAAGUCUACACCACCGUGCUCUUCGUCAACAUCUACUUGGCCCCGCUCACCCUCAUCGUCAUCAUGUACGCCCGCAUCGGAGUGGCGCUCUUCAAGAGCGACGCGGCGGGGGCGUCUCUGAGGAGGGACGGGCCGGGACCCGGCACGGAGCUCCGGCAGAGCGUCUCCAGGAAGAAGAAGCGAGUGGUGGUCAUGCUCCUGGUGGUGGCGCUGCUCUUCGCCCUGUCCUGGCUGCCGCUGUGGUCGCUGAUGAUGCUGAGCGACUACGGCAGCCUGAGCGAGGACCAGCACCGCGUGGUCAACAUCUACCUGUACCCACUGGCUCACUGGCUGGCCUUCUUCAACAGCAGCGUCAACCCCAUCAUCUACGGCUUCUUCAACGAGAACUUCCGCCGAGGCUUCCAGGCCGCCUUUCGAUUCCAGCUGUGCGCCGUCGUCACCGAGCACCAGAGGAGCUUUUCCCCUCGCGUCCGUGCCAACGGCGUCCCCCCGAUACGGCUCGCUUCUAUGGGGGGGAUCGAGCCCGGCGGGAGGGGCCGGGAGGCCUCGAGAGACCACGUAGGAGACCAGUACGUGACCGGGGAGGCUCGCUAGGUUUCCUAGACCAAAGACACGGUCCUGAAAGCAAAGUCUUUUUUAAUUGCAGUGUCGAGUAAGUUCAUCGCCGUUAGUUGCCAGCCCAUGGUUAGCUUGUUAAAAUGGAUUGCUGGCGCCUUAUUUGGAUUGUGCUCAACCAAAGAAUAAAUUGGAUUCCAACCACCCA